AUGUCUGGGGAUGGUACGGAAAACUUAGCAGGGCGUUACCAUGGUGGAAACAAAGACAACCUGGAUCAAGAUAAUGAAUAUGGAGUUGACAGAAGUUUCCUCCACCAGUUAGCCAUUUAUAUCUUCAACUGUGUGCUUUUAUCGUUAGCAUGGCUUCUUGGCGUUGCGGGAUACUCGUACGCCUUCAUCGUUCUAAUGUUAUUGUUGUUAAUGGUUGUUUGGAGAACCAAGUUGGUGGAGAUCCUUCAGGAAAUUAUUCAAGUUGAAACUUUGCGAGUUCAUCGUCGGCGAGCUUUGCGACAAUCAGAAACAGCGGAAUGGUUGAAUUUCAUUAUAAAUCGUUGGUGGGUUUUCAGCCAUCCAUCCAUUUUCAAACACAUGAAGAAGCACCUAGAUCCUUUAUUGGUGAAAGCCAAACCUAAUUUUGUAGAUGCUAUUGAUUUACAUAGUUUCCAUGUUGGAGAUCAGACGCCAUAUGUGAAGUUUUUGAAGGUGUACGAGGUGAUUGACCACUUGCACGUCUUUCCAGCAACGCCAGAAACAGUUUUAAAACCACCGCUAGGUCUCGGCAGGGAUGUGACUACUUAUCAACUGGUGUUUGAAGCGGACAUUGGGCUUCACUCACCGGAGUUCAAGAUGGUACUAAGAGCACGAAUGGGUGCUAAAUUUAUGGGGAUUGAUGUUGACGUUGCUGUCGAGAAUUUAAAUGUCAACGGUAAAGCUCAGGUUAUUCUUCAUAUGAAUUCUCACACGGCAUUUCCUCACAUCGCCAAGGCUACCAUAUCAUUUGUUGAAAGGCCUGAUGUGUGGUUUUCCGUGCGUGUGCUCAAAGCAGUUCAACUAAUGGAAAUUCCUAUAUUAAAAGGAUGGAUUCACUCUUUAAUAAUGGAAGCAUUAACCACAGAACUGGUGGAUCCCGGUAAACUGGACAUAAAGAUUGUUCCUGAAGCUAGUUAUGAACCUGAGAAAAAUAAAACGAAAUGGUAUGCUAAUGGCGUAAUAACAUUAACUGUUAGUGGUACACCCACAAGUAAAUUUAACAACGACUUGGAAAAAGACAAAGUACUGAUUAAAGUUAAAGGUAAACGAAUGUUGUCAUCCUAUACUUUGGCAACGUUUGAAGUCAACUUGUCGGAGCAUGAUCUGGAGAUGAAAAACAAUAUUGAGAUAACUUUACAAAAGAAGCAAAUAAAGCUGUCACUUUUGAUGGAAUACACCCCACUAGAAUCUAUAAGUUUGGAUAAUAUUGAUGCGUUACCUCCUAUAAUGGAUGGUCAGUUAGCUGGGGUGAUGUAUAUCUGUGUGCACAGCGGCAGUAAUCUUCUUGCAAUGGACCGCACUGGAAAGUCAGAUCCAUAUGUGAUUGUGUUUAACAACAGGCAAAAGGUGAAAACAACACACUACAUCUGUCAGACAUUGAACCCUAAAUGGGAAUACAGUAUGGAGUUCUUUGUGGCAGAUUACACUGCAGCAACCAUCUCAUUUCUUGUCUAUGACUGGGAUGGGAGGAAAAUAACUGACAAUGACUUUUUAGGAUCAUGUAAUCUCUCCCUUACAAAGAAUUUACCGCUUGGAUUUGGAAUGGUUGGUGGCGCUGUGAUGGGUAACAAAUUGGGUACGUUAUGUGUAUCGGCUGUUUUUAGGCAUGUACCAUCAGUAGCUGAGUCAGAGAAACUUGGUCGUAGCAACCCAGAGUUGAUUUGUGCAGGUGAUGAAGAUAUAGCUUACAGUCCAAGAUUGAAAAAAAAAAGUGCUAACAUGAUAACAUCGGCUGCUAAAACUUUGAUGACUGCUGGAAGGUCAUCUCCAUGUAAAGCGUCAGUAUUGAACCUUGGACGAGGAAUUCUGGAGUUGACUAUUGUUCGAGCAAAGGAUCUUGUUGCUAAGGAUCGCAAUGGCUAUAGCGAUCCAUACUGUGAAGUUAAAAUUAAAAGUCAUCUGAAAUUCAAAACAUCAACGAUUAAAAACUCAUUAUCUCCUGUCUGGGAGGAAAGUGUUACCAUGGAAUUACCAAAUGACGAUGAAGUAUUGGAUAUUAACGUAUGGGAUCGUGAUCCAUUCUUUAAAAGAGACUUUCUUGGCUGCAUUGGUUUUACAUUAGAUGAAGUGAAAUCCUACUCACAUGCUGGUCCUACAUGGUUUUCUUUGAGAAAGAUCAGAUCUGGUUGUGUUCAGUUAAAGUUUAAUGUUAUAACAAUCUCAGAGUCCGGUAUGUGUGGUAUUGGUGUGUGCCAGUCUGGUACAGUAUUGGUGUGUGCCAGUCUGGUACAGUAUUGGUGUGUGCCAGUCUGGUACAGUAUUGGUGUAUGCCAGUCUGGUACAUAUUGGUGUGUGCCAGUCUGGUGCAAUAUUGGUGUGUGCCAGUCUGGUGCAGUAUUGGUGUGUCCAGUCUGGUGCAGUAUUGGUGUGUGCCAAUCUGGUGCAGUGUUGGUGUGUGCCAGUCAGGAGCAGUAUAGGUGUGUGCCAGUCUGGUGCAGUAUUGGUGUGGUCCAAUCUGGUGCAGUAUUCUGUGGUAUGUAUUUGAAUAUGAUUAUGAUAAUUAUUCUGCACAAUCUAUCACAAAUGAUUCACCAAAAGGAAUUUGAUGGUAAUGAAGGUGGAAGUUCACCAUUUGAUGAUGAUGAAGUAUUCAAGAUGCCAGAAUCAGACAGUGAAGUCGUUGUCAAGAAACCACUGGUGGAUCGCAGACCCACUCAAGAGCAAGAGACCAGCUCCAACUCUAGUGGCAGACAUCGAGUAAGAAAAACAAAAUCCAGUAGUCUUGGGUCUCCCAGGUCUAUGUCUAAUCUGCCGAUGGAUUACGAGUCAAAACAUGCCAUACCGAAAACACCAUCUGAUUCCACACUACAUAUGCUAUCGAGUCAAGAAUGUACACCCAAGAAAAAGAAAUCUAAACUAAGAAGGGUGUUUUCCAUGAAAUUACGAAAUGAAGGUGAAGUGCCAUUUAAUUUACAGGAAUAA
This is a messenger RNA of Saccoglossus kowalevskii, 2961 nucleotides long. RefSeq lists its product as uncharacterized. The record is from RefSeq and is a predicted model, not a curated record. Gene Ontology annotation, molecular function: lipid binding. NCBI's taxonomy places the organism in Eukaryota, Metazoa, Hemichordata, Enteropneusta, Harrimaniidae.